Melitaea cinxia (Glanville fritillary) is the source of this 2340-nucleotide messenger RNA. Its product is annotated as monocarboxylate transporter 4. Gene Ontology annotation, biological process: monocarboxylic acid transport; transmembrane transport. The record is from RefSeq and is a predicted model, not a curated record. Gene Ontology annotation, molecular function: monocarboxylic acid transmembrane transporter activity. Lineage: Eukaryota; Metazoa; Arthropoda; Insecta; Lepidoptera; Nymphalidae. The transcript is spliced from 14 exons. The coding region runs from base 1 to 2340 and encodes 779 amino acids.
AUGGGUCAGAUAGCUGGAGCUGAAUGCUCCCCCGACGAUGACGAAGAAGAACCGCGCAUUCAUGUUAACCCCACUGAACAUUCACUGACGGAAAGUGAAACGUCGUGCGAAGAAGCGGCGCGACUAACAGCGGAAGGCGCAGAAGAUGACGAUGAAGCUUACGAAUUCGGAGAACUGCCGCCACCACCUGACGGUGGCUAUGGCUGGGUGGUAGUAUUUGCGUCUUUCAUGUGUAAUCUGGUGGUCGAUGGCAUCGCGUACACUUUUGGAAUAUUCCUUCCCGAGCUAGUUACGUUCUUCGGAGAAGGAAAGGGCACGGUUGCGUGGGUUGGAAGCUUACUCUCUGGAGUAUAUUUAGCUGCCGGGCCAGUGGUAUCAGCGUUAUGCAACAAAUAUGGAUGUCGAGCGGUGUGCGUCGCUGGUUCGUUGGUGGCUGCGACAGCUUUUGUGCUUUCCACCUUCAGCAAAAGCGUCACCAUGAUGAUGAUCACCUAUGGUCUCAUUGGAGGUAUGGGCUUCGGUAUGAUCUACCUUCCCUCCGUGGUAGCUGUAGGCUACUAUUUCGAGACCCGUCGCUCCUUAGCUACAGGUAUCGCAGUAUGCGGUUCGGGGGUUGGCACAUUUAGUUUUGCUCCCCUGGCCGCUGUUCUUCUGAAUGAAUUUGGUUCAUGGCAGAACGCGAAUCUACUUCUCGCUGGGUUGAUCUUGAAUUGUGCAGUAUUCGGAGCGUUAAUGAGACCACUCGUGUAUCCGAAAACUUCUGGUGACAAACCUUUGUUACAAAGAAUGGCAGAAGAAAAAAGAUUACAAAUGGAAAGAGGCUCAAUAGGAGGCUCAUACUUUGUGGUGCAUUUACCUGAUGGUACUAUGGAGAAAAGAUUAAAGGCACCCUUAAAUAUAGAUCCUGGUGUACACUCGUCACUAAACUUAGAAGCCUUGGCAAGAGUUCCAACUAUCCCCAAUAUGCCUGGAGUACCAACCGUGCCUACUCUUCCCACAAUUACUGAAGCAAGAGUCGUAGAAGACGUUGAAGAAAAAAAGAAGGUACCAAAAACAAGCGAGGCGCGCGCCGCCGCGGCGCUGGCCCGCAACGUGUCGUCGCCGGCCUUCAGCGCGCAGGCGCCGGGCCUGCCCAAGAACGGCUCCGUGCCCUUCUUCGACCGCCAGCGCAAGCACAGCUCCGCCGAUAGGUCAGCCGAUAAAUUUAAACCGUCCUUAGCAGCAAUUAAAGCUACGUCAAAAGCUUCAGUUAGCAGUCACCGUUAUGAUGGCGAUGCAGAAAGUGGGGUAUACAAUUCUAAGUUGUCUGUGGCGGCUGCGAGAGAACCUUCUAGAAUGGUCCGACCGCUUUCUAGAAAAGAUAUCUUUUAUUCGGGAUCAGUUAUAAAUUUGCCGCAGUACCAGAGCCAGAAAUCGUUGCAAGGUUACCGGAAUUCCGUUCUCAGUUUACCACAAAGUAGACAAGCUGGCGAAAUGGAGAGGCAGGAACAGUACGAGCUGUGCCCGUGCCUGUCGCUGCCCGGCUCGUUCAGGUCGGCGCUGGCGUCCAUGCUGGACGUGAGCCUGCUGCGCGACCCCGCCUUCAUGCUCAUCGGCGUGUCCAACGUGUUCGGCAUGGCCGGCCUCUACGUGCCCUUCGUCUACAUCGUCGACGCCGCGCACCUCAAUGGCGUGGAGCAGUCGCAGGCGUCGUUCCUGCUGUCCAUCAUCGGCAUCACGAACACCAUCGGCCGUAUCGCGUGCGGCUGGGUCGCCGACUUCCCCUGGAUGGACUCGCUGCUCCUCAACAACAUUUGCUUAGUUAUUGCUACCAUUUCAGUGGCCUUAACACCCUUCUGUGCUUCAUAUGCUUCAUACAUAGCAGUUGCCAUCGCUUUUGGAAUAGCAAUCUCGGGCUACAUCUCGCUGACGUCCAUCAUCCUGGUGGACCUGCUGGGGCUGGACAAGCUCACCAACGCGUUCGGGCUGCUCAUCCUGUUCCGCGGCGCGGCCGCCAUCGUGGGCUCGCCGCUGGCGGGCGCCGUGUACGACGCCACGCACAACUACGACGCCUCCUUCUACAUGGCCGCCGCCUUCUUCCUCGCCUCCACGCUCACCUCCUUCGCCGCGCCCUUCUUCCGCAAGAAAGAGGAGGAGGUGCCGCAGCCGCUCGACGUGCUGACGCCCAUCGACGAGGACCUGGAGGAGGGUGAAGAGGAGGACCCUGACGACACGCCCAUCACCAUGGGCGCGCACCUGGCCGGCCGCGCGCCCGCCAUCACGCGCACGGCCGCCUCGCCCGACGAGCCGCCGCCACCCGGCCCCGCCCCCGCCGCGCCGCAGCGGGAGAGUGUGCUGUGA